Leguminivora glycinivorella is the source of this 5801-nucleotide messenger RNA. Its product is annotated as probable Rho GTPase-activating protein CG5521. Gene Ontology annotation, molecular function: GTPase activator activity. Gene Ontology annotation, biological process: positive regulation of GTPase activity; regulation of small GTPase mediated signal transduction. The record is from RefSeq and is a predicted model, not a curated record. NCBI's taxonomy places the organism in Eukaryota, Metazoa, Arthropoda, Insecta, Lepidoptera, Tortricidae. Gene Ontology annotation, cellular component: nucleus; cytoplasm.
UCAAAAUGGGAGUGAAAACUCUCAGGAAAACAAUGUGAAAAGCCAAAUUUCCCAUUGUAAGGAUGAAGAAAAUAUUCGUUAUGAUCGUGUAAUACAUACACAGAAAUGUUUACCAAGAAAUCUCAUCAAGAUGUUAAGAAAUCGACAGUCAAAAUACAGGAUUCUAAAAAGGAUUCUGCAACCCGAUUAAAACACUUAAAAAUCGUUUUAGAGCAUAUCGACGCGGAUGAAGCCAAAACAUACUUUGAAGCCAACUUCAGCCAUGUGUAUUUUAUAUUAUAUGACAACUUUAUCCAAGCAGAAAAUAACCUUCGCCAAAGAGAACUUCCGUUCCAUCUUGUUCAUAAAGCCGGAAGAGAAGAGCUAGAAGGGGCUUUGUCCCUUCUAGAGAAAGUAUUAUGCCUCCUGCCGGAGCUGAUCGGGAAGAGAUGGCAGCUGCACUCGCUGACCAGGAUCUUCUCAAAGCUCCUCCAUAGUGGCAACUCACAGAAGUUGCGAGCAGAAUCAAUUAGGUAUUUCCUGCUCUGGUAUCAAGCGCUCGGCGACAAUGCGCCAGUGGAAGUUCACAAAAUGUUUGCUUCCCUGGUGCCAGGCCUGCCCGAACCUUGCAUACUACCAAGCGGCUCACCACUCAAAGGAAAACCUGACCCCAAUGCCCCAAACGACUCCGGAGACUUCAGCAUGGAGGAUAUACUGCACCAUCCGAAUUUUAGCUCGACCACAGAUAAUGCCAAAAAGGUUGUAGUGGAGCAAACAACUACAGGGUUCAUGGGGAAACUAGCGAACGUUUCAGCAUCGAUAUUUCAUGACACGAACGCUUUAAACCCAGUCCAAUGCGUGGAGGUUCAACCGCUACUGCCACCAAGUGCCAAUGAAAAAGCUAUUGACAAUGAAACAAAGCAUUUCUUUGAAAUCUUACUGGAAGGAAUGGCGUCUUCGGUGACGAAGAUCCAUUGGAAGGACCGAUCGCACGCGAAGUGUAUGAGAAGUUUUGCGUUCAUGUUGGAGAGAUUUAAGAUGUAUUAUUUGCCUGUCAUCUGCCCGCAGUAUAAUAGCAAGAAUUCUUUGUAUAAACCGAAUUUAGAAUUACCAGUCCAACAUAACAUACUCGAUGAUGAUUACGUACUAUGCCGCGUGACGCUCAUCAAAUGGGUAGCGAACUACGCCCACUUCCUCAAGAAGACCGGCAGCGAUGGCGGCCAACCAUCAUCAAUGACCAGCACAGGGUCACAUGUGCCACAUUCGAAUACACCAACACCAGCGGCUUCUCUACAUCAUGAGGAGGAAACUUCGUUUACUGUAGGGCAACCUUCGGACUCCAGCAGAGCUUCAUCUCAUGAUUCUGCGUCUAAUACACCACACCCUAGUUUAGAACCAGGUUGUCCAGCAGAAGAACUAUGUAGUUCUGCAGUAGUUCGCGACGUUCUAUGUGGCUGGUCGCGCGAACACGUCGACUUCACAAUAGAAGUGCUGCGACAAGCUUUCCUGCUGCCGUUCGCACAUGCUGGCGCCUCGCGAAGGGUUAUCGCGCUUUAUAAGGACUGGAUACAAAUGAACGUAUCAGAAAUCCCACCCUUCCUGCUAGAGAACACAUAUGAGCCAAACGAACCCGCAGCGCCUCCGCGACGAUUACGGAACGAUUCGUACCUCGGUGCCGUAGGACGGGAUAAUGUUAUGGUGCGCGCUGGCUUGCAGAACAUUCUGCAAGUAUUUAUGACGCAAGCGGCUAACGUGUUCCUAGCGAGUUCCUCGCCAGUAGCGCCGCCUGGCGGGCUGGGGCAGCAACAGCUGCUAGAAGAACAGACGGACACGUGCAAACGAGUGCUCAAUAUCUACCGCUACAUGGUCAUGCACGUCGCUAUGGACGCCGGCUCGUGGGAACAACUACUGUUUGUGUUGCUUCAAAUUACGUCACUUGUACUUACCAAAGUACCACCAAAGAGAAAACAAGAAUCGCUAGGAGGAUUUUUAGCACCAGCGUUAUUCCAAACGUUAAUUGUGACAUGGAUAAAAGCAAAUUUGAACGUGGCGGUGAAACCAGAGUUGUGGCAGAACUUCAUGGAGCUACUCACGAGGUUGACGCAUUGGGAGGAGUUAAUUACAGAAUGGGCGAAAACAAUGGAGACCUUAACUCGAGUGCUAGCCCGGCACGUAUACUCUCUGGACCUGUCGGAGAGCAGCGACGCGCGCGGGCGCGGGCGCGGGCGCGACGGGCGCGACGCGCGGGCCGAGCGCCGCGCCGCCGCCGCCCCCGCGCCGCUGCGGCAAGCUCCGCCUCCGCAGCAGCCCGAGGGACGAGCGCUGGGCAAAUCGCCAAAGCUGUCGGCCGGUGCGACCAGGAGAGCAGAGACUGGCGCACGACGGUUGACGCGGGCGCGCUCCGACCCGCACCUGCACAAACACAUGCCCACCGUCACACACACAGCAGAAGAAACCAAAGAACCAGCCAGCAACAACAAACCCCGGAGAUGGUACUCGCUCGACUCGCUGCGGCAAUCGUCGCAACACGAAGAGCGCGACUCCGCUAGUGAAUCUCGAUCCCCAUCGCCGGCUCCAUCGAGCGGCGUGGAAAGCAGCUCGAUAAAGGAUUCGCCGCUACAGAUAGACUUAGCGUCUGACGGCGGGAAUGUCGAGUGGUCAGAAAACGAAACGACCGACAGCCUAGCCGGGUCAGCCGGCGUCGGCGUGGUGAUGGGCGGCGGCGCUCGCGGCUGGCUGCCCGACGUGGCCGCCGUCAUGUGGCGCCGCAUGCUGGCCGCGCUCGGCGACCCCAACCUGCUGCGCGACCCGCAGGCCCACAAGAACCUCUACAAGUACCUCAUACACCUCAACACUACUCUACUGAAGAUAAGCCAAAACCAAACGCUAAAUGGCAACACGGAGAUCCACGUGCCUUUCAACCUGGUGGCGGGAUGGUGCCUCGAGGCUGAGGCGCUGCCGCCUUCGCACAGGGCUGGCAAACUGCUGGCAUUGCGACUGCUAUGCGAGAGUACGCAAGCGCAGGCGCAAGGCCCGGGGGCGCCGUCCUCGUGCAACAACCGGCUACAUCUCGCACACCUUAACCUGUACCAGCGCGCACUCCACCAUGGUCUAACGGGCGAGGACCGGUCCGUGGUCGACGUGUUGGUCGAGUACGCCGCACCGCGCUAUCUGUCCCUGGCUCUCGACGGCUACUCGCUGCUGCUGCUCGACUUCGUGCACGCCUCCACGGUCGUGCUCAACUCCUCCGACAUGGGCCCCACGUGUCCGCGAACGGCGGCGGUGACAUUCCUUGGCUCGCUGCUCGCGUUGCCAGACGCCCUCAUGAACGCGCCCAUGUUACAACCGUACCCACAUCAAUACAACACCGUAUCAUGCCCAGAUCUGAAGGAACACGUGCUAAACAUAGUGGUCCGCGUGUGUCGCCGAGAAGGCGCGGGCGCGGCGCGCUGCUGCGGCGCCUGCGCGCUCACCGCGCACGCGUGCCGUCUGCUCGCCGCGCGCCAACACUGCCCAAGGCUGCCCUCCAUCGUCACCUGUCUGCUGCAGAUGCUGAUGAUGAAAAACAAGCACAUCGCGAAAGUGGUCAGCGACUGCAUACUGGUAUUAGCGGACUACACAGACCACAUAGUUGAAAUGUAUCCGGGACUCGCUGGUAAAAUAAUUAAAUGGAUCUGCGCAUGUUUGGCUCAACUCGCGAGCAGUAGCGGACGCGAUUCAGUGAAGCCUUUGGCUGGAUCGCUACUCCUAUGCCUCGCCGAGUUCGCCGUGCGGUGUGGCCCUACGUAUCUCAUGCAAGAGAAAGAAGGCGACCAGACGCUGUUACUUAUUAUAUUCAAGGUGCUAUACGCUGUAAUGCGAGGGACCAAUACCGAAAUCGAAGGCCUGUCACUACCAGUGGACGAGGACUUUGACCCCAACAUCCAGCCUGGACAAGACAACCUGGGCCAGAAGACCGCUCCGGCUUCCACCAUAGACGUGAAGCUGUGGGCGCAAACCAUCUGCACUCAACUGGUGCUGUUCCUCGGUCACUGGCCGCUGUGGAGCAGCUGCCAGCUGUCGUGCGGCGUGGGCGAGCAGCACGACAGCUCGCCCUCGCUGGGGCCGGAGCUGGGCGCCGCCGUGCUGGGCGCGCCGCACGUGCAGCUGCUGCGGCUCAGCGACGCCACGCUCGCCUCGCUCGUCGAGCUGCCCGCGCUGCCGCCGCCGCCGCCCGCGCCCGCGCCCGGUCUAGCGACGUCAGACCGGCAGGUGCGCGUGUUGCUCCGCGACAUCGCGGGCAAGGCGUGCUGGGACGCCUCGGCGCUGUACUACGACCCCUCCUACAGCGCGGAACAAGAGCCCGAACCGCUGCCUUUACCCGAAAGCGUGGAGAGUCCGCGAGACAACACGUUGUCAUCAUUGCCGCCACCGUUGCCGCCGGAUCUGUUGCCAGACUACCAAAAUUGUCCGCCGGAUAAACACCAGUUGGAUCACGUGCUAGCCUACAUCGGUCACACGUCACCGGAAGUAGUAGACGGCCGAAGACUGGACGAGGCCGGACCUUCUCCGCUGCCUCCAGGAGCCGAGGACGAGCUGGUGGCCGCGCUGGUCGCGCACCGGAACGCCGAGCGGCACUACCUCGCCACUAGAGAGAGUGACGAAGAGCUAGAAAUACCAGAGAGAACCGACAGCGGGUCAGCGGGCCCGUUCUCCCAAUGUCGGCUGCUACUGGCGCAGUUGGGCACUUUGGCGCCGUCGAGACGUGCGCAUGCGCAGUUGCUGCGUCGUUCCGAACGCCUGCUGAGAGAACUGAGGAAUCUGGAUGCACAGAGGUGUCGAGAAACUCACAAGGUAGCGGUGAUCUACGUGGGCAAAGGGCAGGAGACCCGCAACGAGAUCCUCUCCAACCGCUGCGGCAGCCCCGCCUACGAGGCCUUCCUGGCUGCAUUGGCGUGGGAGGUGGAGCUAGAAAGUCACGUGGGCUUCACAGGAGGUCUGCGCGGCGGCGGCGGCGCCACGGCGCCCUACGUGGCCACGCUCACGCUCGAGGCGCUGUUCCACGUCGCCACGCGCAUGCCCGCCGACUCGCCCGACGCCAUCCUCAACAAGACGCGGCAUCUCGGCAACGACGAAGUCCACGUAGUGUGGAGCGAGCACUGGCGAGCCUACAAGAGAGACACUUUACCCACACAGUUCUGCGACGUAUUAAUAGUUCUGUAUCCGCUGUCGGCUGGUUUGUUGCGAGUCACCGUCUCGAGGAAGCCGUCGGUGGCGGUAUUUGGACCUCUAUGGGAGGAAGGUAUUGUGAGUGUUGAGUGCUGUGCGGCCUUAGUCGGCGCCGCCACUGCCGGCGGCCGCGCCGUGCGCGCCACUAUGCCUCUGUAUCAACACGCUUAUUCAGAGAGAGCGAGAAGUUUGCAACAACUAGUGCAACAUCAUACGCAGCCGGCUACGUUCGAGCACUUUGUGGAGCGAGUGCGCGAGCCUGUGCCAGCCGUCACACAGCCACAAGAACAAAACACCGGUCGGCUAGCGGCAGCGCUGCUCGACGCGGGCGCCGCGGCGGCGUGGGGCGGCGGCGACGGCGCCGUGUCCCCGCGCGCCCGCCGCGCCGCCGCCCUCCGCCGCCUCGACCCCGCGUCCGCGCCCGCCCCCGCCCCCGCGCCCAGGAAGCACCGAGUGUCCCGAUAUCCUGUCCUGUAAUUGUUGCACGUUGCACCGCCCGAUCGUUCUGUGCCGUUUGCAUGAAACCGACACAUAAUACUUCUUACGAACUCGAAUUCUUCUCUAAUAGAUUUCACAUUCUAAAUGAGCAUGUGGCCAAAUGCAUAUGCAUAAUC